CUUUGUGAUUGCGAUGAGUUAUAAGUUUCAAGUACCUGCCCUUUUCACACUAUACCCUAUUCCGACCGCAUUAUUGCUCCUACCCAGCCUCUGCUUUUCACCGUCAUAUAAUACACCAUCGCAGAACUUCAUAUUUGACCGACGAUGAUCCGGACAAGCUAGGCCGCUCUCCGCCAAAGACCACCAUAGGAAUCGCUGAUACCCCAGAUUACCUGCCGCAAUGUGGCGGGACCGCACGAACCUAUAUAUCUCCUACCGUCAAUCAUUCACGCACCACCCAGCCAAGAAGCCACGUUAUAUCGGGCCGUCCAAUGGCUUCACCGACACACCCUCACAAUCCGAAGAGAGUCGCAGACUAAUAUCUGACUCCGGCGGCUUAGAAGAUGACGGCGAUGCGAUCAUUGAGAUGGAUCUCCUGCCCCCGCGGUGGGUCGACGUUCAAGACGAGGUGACCGAGUUGCUCGCGGACAUUGCGCAAAAGUCGGCACAGCUGGACAAGCUACACCAGAAGCAUCUGCUACCGGGCUUCGGCGACGAGGAUGUAAGGAAGCAGGAUGAGCGAAUGAUCGAACGACUCACGCAGGAUAUAACUCGUGGGUUCCAUGAGUGUCAGAAAGCGGUUCAGAGAAUCGAAGUGAUGGUGCGCGAGGCCAAGCAACAGGGCGGAGUGAGUGCAGGGGACGAGACCAUGGCGAAGAAUAUCCAGAUAUCCUUGGCUUCCAGGGUACAAGAGGCUAGUGCUCGGUUUAGGAAGAAGCAGAGCACCUAUCUGAAGAAAUUACGAGGGCUUGAAGGUGCCGCUGCGCCUUUUGACCGUGCUCCGACGCCACAGAAUCCCUACAUGGAUCCUUCAUUAAUGGAAUCCGACGCCGACAAGUCUUUUUCUCAGUCGACUCUCAUGCAAACGUCACAGCGACUCACCGGCCAACAUGACGAAGCCAUUGAGCAACGAGAGCGGGAGAUCAACGACAUCGCAAAGAGCAUCAUUGAGUUGUCAGACAUCUUUCGUGAACUACAAGCGAUGGUCAUCGAUCAGGGGACCAUGCUGGACCGGAUAGAUUAUAAUAUCGAACGGAUGGGUACUGAGGUCAAGGCAGCCGAGAAGGAGCUGAAAGUGGCCACCAACUACCAACGGCGAACGACAAAACGCAAAAUCCUCCUUCUUCUUAUCAUCCUGGUUGCAGGGAUGAUCAUCCUACUAAUAGUCAAACCAAAGAGUCAUAGCUCACCAGCUCCUACACCGUCCCCUCCCCCACCCGCCGAACAGCCGCCAGCUGAGCAGCCACCGAGUCUUUUCCCUCGAACUUCCACAUCUGUCUAUCGUCGAAAGAGGCGUCCGUUUCCGAUUCAGUCUUCAGAGGACAAGUUGUUCGAACCAGGUAUAAAUGGGUAGUCGUACUUGACAGAUACGGUUAUGACAAGAAAUAAUGCAUAAUAUCACCAUCUAUAGCGCCUUCAGGAAGCGGUGAUCAGAUAAGGUCUAGUUUUGUAAUUUACCUAGGCCCAUCGC
This is a messenger RNA of Aspergillus novofumigatus IBT 16806, 1510 nucleotides long. RefSeq names its product t-SNARE syntaxin TLG2. Lineage: Eukaryota; Fungi; Ascomycota; Eurotiomycetes; Eurotiales; Aspergillaceae. The record is from RefSeq and is a predicted model, not a curated record. Gene Ontology annotation, cellular component: membrane; endomembrane system; SNARE complex. The coding region runs from base 221 to 1393 and encodes 390 amino acids. Gene Ontology annotation, molecular function: SNAP receptor activity; SNARE binding. Gene Ontology annotation, biological process: vesicle-mediated transport; intracellular protein transport; vesicle fusion. The transcript has 4 exons.